Messenger RNA from Limulus polyphemus (Atlantic horseshoe crab), 1164 nucleotides. RefSeq names its product cardioacceleratory peptide receptor-like. Gene Ontology annotation, cellular component: membrane. The record is from RefSeq and is a predicted model, not a curated record. Lineage: Eukaryota; Metazoa; Arthropoda; Merostomata; Xiphosura; Limulidae. Bases 1 to 1164 code for a protein of 387 amino acids. The transcript has a single exon. Gene Ontology annotation, biological process: G protein-coupled receptor signaling pathway. Gene Ontology annotation, molecular function: peptide binding; G protein-coupled receptor activity.
AUGGUGAACCUUUCUCAUCUUAGGCCUACCGAUUCUAACCUAAUGGACGCUGAUAUGAUUAGGGACGUUUUUGGACCUGAUUACCAUCGAACGGUACGCGUCGUUAUGAUUGCAGUAAUGAUAAUCAUCUCCGUCUUGGGAAACGUUGUGGUUUGUUGGCAGCUUCUUAACUCUCGCCGGCUUCAUCAUUCAAAGCCCAAAAUCCUAUUUCUUAACCUUUCUGUAGCCGACCUGCUAGUCACCAUGGUGACCAUGACAUCGCAGCUAAUAUGGGAAGUUAUGGGUAGAUCAUGGAUAGCCGGAGAUGUAUUCUGUCGUUUAUUCAAGGUACUCCAGACAUUUGCCCUUGUUUCAUCUACUUACAUGUUGGUCGGUAUCGCUCUGGAUCGUUAUUACGUCAUAGUUCAUCCCCUAAGCUCGUACGUUUCUUCGUGGAAACUUCCCCUGGCGGCUUGGAUGGCCUCUUUACUCCCUUCGCUUCCCAAUGCUUACAUUUUUCGUGAAGUCCAAAUCGGGAAAAAUCAAUAUUUAUGUAGUUCCCUCUUUUAUACCGAGAAUUAUCCACGGUUUCAUCGCCAGCUGUACAUGGCUGCUGUGUUUUUAACUGUAUUCAUCAUCCCCUUUUGUCUUCUUGUGGCCUUGUACUCACGAAUUUUACUAGAAAUAAGGCGACAAUCAUCAGCAAUGAGAAAUUGCCACCAAACGGCGUCGGCCCUUCCCCGUGCAAAGGUGAAGACAAUGAUGAUGGCUAUGUCUAUCUUUGUUGCCUUCAUGAUUACCAAUCUUCCAUACGUCAUCCAGGAGAUGGUGUUGGCUUUUGGAAAUCCAGAAACCUUAGACAAGAAUACGGUGGCGUUAUUUGGUGUCAUCUCAGCCAGUAACAGCUCUAUCAAUCCUUACAUAUAUUUGAUCUUUCAUUCCAAGCUUGAUGCAUGGAAUCGAUUCGCCUCUUCUAUAAAAGCUGUCAAAAAUAGCAGCAUAUCCAGGAUCCAAGCUUGGCACUCGAGACUUUCGUACAAAAACACCUCGCUUACAAAUUCGCGUAACAAUACUCGGAAUUCUGUUGAUGUUCUAAGUUCUCCUCAGGGUGAAAAGUCUGAAGCAUUACAGCUUACUGUACUCGUAAAAAAUAGUUCAUUGCUUGAGAAAGCAAAUUACGUUUGA